UGUGUUUUAAAAAUAUAUUUUCAACCAUUAAAACACCUUUGUUAAAUCCAAUAUCAAUAAAUACUGUUCAAAGAAAUAUUACACUGUUGGUAUGGUCCUAUGACCUCCGCCUGAGCAGCUUGAUACCGGUAAGCUAAGCUAAGCUAAACAACACAACGAUAUAAUGGUGAACUUCGCAGCAAUGGUGCGUGAGCACUGGGUGAACGUACUGGUCCCACUGGGCUUUGUCAUAGGUGUCUACCUGGACAGGUGGAACGAUCAGAAACUGACUGCAUUCAGGAACAAGAGCGCAUUGUACAGCAGGGAACUGAAGCCUGGUGAGGAAUACACCUGGAAGUGAAAUCCUCCUCUAUGUAUUUAUUGGACUUCCUUCCUUGCUUUCAUAAUAUCCUGUCAUGCUCAAAGCUGUAAAUGAGUUUUCAAUAACGUUUGUGAUGUACAAUAUACAGAUAUAACAAAAAAAAACCCUGUGUUUUUGUAGUACUUUCUCAUUAGCAGACAAGGUUAGAGUUUCAGUUCAGUUUUAAAUCACCUUAUACUGGACACUGUUUAAAUACCAGUUUACUCUUACUCUUCUGAGCUGAUUGUGGGAAAUGCAAAUGUGACCCUUGCUGGGGAAAAGCACUGGAAUAAUACCUUCCACAUUUAUAUUUAAUUAUGCUCAUAACGCUUAAUCAUUCAUGAUAUUCAGCCCUAUAAACUACUCUGAUGUGUCCUUUCUGACUAUCUCCCUGAUUCUUAGCGUGUGAAGCAAUAAUGAUUUGCAUCUAAACACUUUCACUGCAGAUAGAAAAAAGUUGCACAUUUCAAUCACAACAUCAAAAAAGAAUAUUUUGAUAUAUAAAAAUUCUACAUCACAAAGGCUUCAGAAAUUCAACUCUUUAUUGCAAAGGUUGUAACGUUUUCAAUCAGUCAAUUGCAAUUUUUAUCCUGAUCUCGAUUUUUAUUAAGUGAAGAAAACUGGAACAACAAAGACUUGUUCCAGACGGACGGUCAUCAGAUGGAUUCUUCACUUAGUGUUCAAAGGUUCUCUUGUGUGGAUCAGCCCUUUUGAGAACAGCAUCUCUGCCAAGGACACCUGCAGAACAACAGACAAACUUCCGAUCAGGACAAGAACUUUAACAACACUGACUUUACACAAGGAUGUGAAAAAAAACCCCUCAUCCUUAAAACAAAAAAAAAAAUGAGGCUACUGCAAAAAAAUUGGUGGAUCAGGAAAAAACUACUUAUGUUCCUGCUACGUAUUUAAAACAUUGGAAAUGGAUUUGUAUAAUAUAAACAGACAACUGUUUUUA
This is a messenger RNA of Tachysurus fulvidraco (yellow catfish), 1295 nucleotides long. Its product is annotated as NADH dehydrogenase [ubiquinone] 1 beta subcomplex subunit 1. NCBI's taxonomy places the organism in Eukaryota, Metazoa, Chordata, Actinopteri, Siluriformes, Bagridae. The transcript is spliced from 3 exons. Gene Ontology annotation, cellular component: mitochondrion. The coding region runs from base 164 to 340 and encodes 58 amino acids. The record is from RefSeq and is a predicted model, not a curated record.